AUUUCUCCAUAAUUGAGAAACUUCCUGAAAUCUCUCGCCGUCAAAUCUAUGUAUGUGGGUCUAAGUAUGAGAUUUUUAUCUUCAAUUUUAUUUUUUCAAUCACUUGGAAAUGUGUUCUUCUUGACCGUGUACAAUCAAUGUGCACUGGAUGUUCACCAGCACACUGCUCUGUUUGGACUUCAAGAAAAUUGCAAUUAAAAAUUUAAUUUUUUUUUCAAGAAAGCAGUUGGCUUGAAGGUUUUUUUGGUGUUGGGUAAUAUGGUUAUGUUGUAUUUUGCAUUUUGGUUAUAGAUUUGAGGCACUUUUAUAAAUUGAAGAGAUUAAAAAGGAAGAGGCACUUCCAUGUUGUCUGUCAAGUGUUUGUUGCAUUUUCCACUGCUCAUAGUCCAAUCUACGGUAUUUAUACUGAAUCAUGCAUCCGUGUCUGUUGCUACUAACCAACCUUUGAUAGCUUUAGAAAGGAAACUACUAGGAACUAAUAUAAUAUGUAUAAUAGCUGUGACAUUUUCUCAUUAGUUCCACCUGACUUGAUGAAUUUCGUAAUGUUGUACGCACCCAUGAAGACUUCAGUGUGUGAACUAUCUUUAUGGUUUUACUAAUGUUAUUAUUUUUUUUUCUUUCUAAUUCAUGGUGUUGAUGACUCCUUAGAUGUCUGCUUCAAGUGUUGAUGAUGUAAUUAGAAGGAGCCAUUAGGGACUUAGAACAUUAGUUAAAAUGUCAAAAUUUGAUAGGAGCAAGAACAGGUUGCAUCAAUGUUUUCGAGGGAACAAAUGCGGUUUUCUUGGGUAGUGUAUUCCCACCAAUUAGUCAGGGAGACUGCAUCAGUGGUAGAUUUUGGAUAGAUGUUAAGAGAAAUUCAUCAAAUAAGGGAAGAUAUUUGUGACCUACAUUAUGGGUUUCAAUCCUUUGUCAGCUAUCUUCGUUUAUUACGAUGUUGGUCAUUGGAGGGUUUACACUCAUUGGAUACCUUAUACAAUUAUAAUGGUGAGCAAGUAGAAAUAGAUAAAUAAUAUAUAGAUGGUAUUUUAAUUGCAUUUGGCAUUCAGUUUUCAAUUUAAUUUGCUGUUAAGUUCUGAUCUGAUGAGCUACAUAUUACUCAGCCUUGGGCUUUUCAGUACAUGGUUAUAAUUUCAAAGCCUGUUUCUGAGUGUUUGUUGUAUAUUUUUAUUUGUUGUUGCUAAUUGUUUCCUUUGCUAGAUUGUUGCUGCAUAAGCAUAUGACACAUACAUCUCUUUAUCACUUUAUGUUCAAUGGAUUUUAGUUUUUCUUUUGUUUAAAAUUACUGUGUGGAAUUCCUUUUGCUGGCUAUCCAUGAUUAUUUGGAGAAGUGGCAAUGAUGUAAUGAAGGUUCAUAGGUAACAUAGAUACUUACUUUGAGAGUUAAUUUUGCGUUCAAGUGAACUGUAUUUGUUAUUAUUAUUCAUAGUGAAAUGCAUGACACAUUGAAGGCUGGCAGUGAUUGUGGAUAAAAAUUAAAAUGAGGGUAUGCAUUAUAGAGUUUGGGUAGCACCUUCUGGUGAAUGUUUGAUGAAGUUCCCUGAAUUGUUGUGCACUUUUUUUAAUAACUGUUUUUAGGUGCAUUUACAUCAUGUAGUCGCGCAUAGAAUGAAUAUAUAUUUCUCACCAGUACCAUUAUAUGGGUAUUAUUCUUUUAAGGUCUCUAACUUAAAGAGAAAGUGAAAGAGUAACUAGUCUGAAUUCAUGGCCAUUACGAAUGUGUUGAACUUGAGGAGAGCUUGAGGGACAAGAAAAUAGAGACAGAUGUGGAUGCGCUGUGUAAAACCUCUUUGGCAGUUAGAAGCCUUGAGACAAUCCUCUAAAUCUCCAUGGCUUUUCUCCUUGUUUUCUCUCUACUCAGACACUCCUCACAGGAAGUCAAAGCUUGCUCCUCUACAGGAGAGGAAAAUGAUAGACAGGUUUAGGCUAUAUGCUAAAGGAGGCGAUGGUGGCAAUGGUUGUUCCAGCCUCCGCCGUGGCCGGCAAGAUCGUUGUGGCAGACCUGAUGGUGGGAAUGGUGGAAAAGGUGGUGAUGUGAUUUUGCAAUGUUCCCCCACAGUUUGGGACUUCAGUGGUUUGCAACAUCAUGUUGCUGCAAACAAGGGGGGACAAGGAGCCUCAAAGAAUAUGAUUGGAACCAGAGGGGAAGAUAAGGUUCUCUUUGUACCCGUUGGCACUGUGGUACAUCUUAUGGAGGGUGAAAUUCCUUCUGUUGUUGAAAGGCAUUAUUCGACUGAAUUGGAUCCAUGGGAGAUUCCUGGUACACUUGUUGACAACAUAUCUGAACCUGAUCAGGGUUCUUCCUACAGUGACCCAAAAAUGGCAGCAGAAGUUGGGACAGUGCCAACUACUGGUUGCUCAUCAGCUCGAACUGAAGGAAAUGCAGAGAUAUCAACAGGCAUGAAGCAGAACACUCUAGCUGCAUCAACUGAUACUCUUCCUCAAAUUUCUUCUUCCUAUAAUACGUCCAAAAUGUGUACAAAAGAGACAGUGAAGAAAGAAGAGAUGGAGGAAAAAGAACAGAUGCUAUACAAUGUUGCGGAAUUAACAGAACAAGGUCAACAAAUUAUAGUUGCUCGAGGAGGGCGGGGCGGUUUGGGUAAUAUUGCUACUGGCAAAGGUCUAAAGAAGCCCAAGUCUAUGAAGCCUGGGGUCAAUAAGGAUAAUAACUUUGAUAUUGAAGUGUCCAAUGAUGAUCAGGCCUCUCUUAGUACUGGUUUUCCUGGCUCUGAAUCUACUCUUGUAUUGGAACUCAAGAGCAUUGCUGAUGUGAGCCUUGUGGGGAUGCCUAAUGCUGGUAAAAGUACUCUACUGGGUGCUAUAUCUAGGGCUAAACCCUCAGUAGGGCACUAUGCCUUCACAACUCUUAGGCCAAAUUUAGGGAAUUUAAACUAUGACGACUUAUCAAUUACAGUGGCUGAUGUUCCAGGACUAAUAAAGGGUGCCCAUGAGAAUCGUGGUCUUGGACAUGCAUUCCUGCGCCACAUAGAACGUACGAAGGUUCUGGCCUACGUGGUAGACUUAGCUGCUGGAUUGGAUGGUAGAAAGGGUGUGCCACCAUGGGAACAGCUGAGAGAUUUAAUUUUAGAGCUUGAGUACCAUCAAAAGGGUUUAUCUGAUCGACCUUCCUUAAUAGUGGCAAAUAAAACUGAUGAGAAAGGGGCUGAAGAAGUGUAUGAAGUAUUAAAAAAGAGGGUGUCAAGUGUUCCUAUAUUUCCUGUCUGUGCUGUUUUGGAGGAGGGAAUAGAAGAGCUAAAAACUGGUCUUAAAGGGCUUAUGAAUGGUGAAAUUUCAUGCAGGCUUAGAUUAGAUGGAAUAUUGCUUGAUUAGAUGGUUACUAAACAUAUCCUUUGUUACUGGUUACUUCUCCCCCCCGCCCCCACCCCCCUCUUCCCCUUUUAUUUUCUCUAUCUCCUAAAAAAAGAGGGGAGGGUAGAAAAUUAUGCAGUUGACAGCACUGGGAUCAUUUCUAUAUCAGUUUCAAUUUUGUGCA
Molecule: messenger RNA, 3490 nt
Organism: Quercus robur (English oak)
Lineage: Eukaryota; Viridiplantae; Streptophyta; Magnoliopsida; Fagales; Fagaceae
Product: probable GTP-binding protein OBGM, mitochondrial
Exons: 5
Coding region: 1762-3327 (521 amino acids)
Cellular component (GO): mitochondrion
Molecular function (GO): GTPase activity; GTP binding; magnesium ion binding
Source: RefSeq, a predicted model, not a curated record